This is a messenger RNA of Folsomia candida, 4522 nucleotides long. RefSeq lists its product as uncharacterized. Gene Ontology annotation, biological process: regulation of transcription by RNA polymerase II. Gene Ontology annotation, molecular function: DNA-binding transcription factor activity, RNA polymerase II-specific; RNA polymerase II cis-regulatory region sequence-specific DNA binding. The coding region runs from base 2203 to 3855 and encodes 550 amino acids. Gene Ontology annotation, cellular component: nucleus. NCBI's taxonomy places the organism in Eukaryota, Metazoa, Arthropoda, Collembola, Entomobryomorpha, Isotomidae. The transcript is spliced from 4 exons. The record is from RefSeq and is a predicted model, not a curated record.
AGUUUUGAAAAUAAGUACGUCCUAAUGAUCUGGAAAUUAUGGUUAAUUUUAGGAAUAAGUGCCUGUGGUAGUGGUUACAAAUCUUACAAUCUGCGAACGUUCCUAUGCAAUGUGUGCAUACAGACAUACAUCAUUUCUGUAGAAUGUGCGAUUUUAAUGGUGAGAAUUAUGAGGAUGCGUGGGAUUGCCCACCUUAGAGUUAAAUAGCAGCAACAUAGGUUCAGUUUUGAAUUACUCAUUACCAUCAACCCCUCUCCUGCCUGAUGUGGUGGUUUUAAUAAUUUUUGUUGAGUAGAACAACGCCAUACAGAAUUAUGCACAGUAGCCAAGUGCCUGCAAACAGUGGUUGACUAUCAAUUCGCCAGGCACGAGUGUUAGUAAGGGAGAAAUUUGUACAUUUCCCGUCACCAUUUUGUUCAACAAAUCGUCUAUUGAUACUUAGGCUUCUCCAGUGCUUAAAUACAUUUAUAUUGUGACAUUGGAAAGUUUAUUCAGGAAAUAAGGUCAUGUUUUUCGUCGUACUUAUAGAAACUGAUUGUCUACGACGGCAUUCGAUUGUUGAAUUACAUAUGCAAAUGAAUAAUGGCUACGUGGAAAAUGAAGCUGAAAUUUUUAAAUAAAUUGUUAAUCAGGAAGACAUUUUCAGUGUGUACGUGAUAAGUUCAAUCAGAGCCGAGAAGCAAAGUUUCAUCGUAUUUAUAAACAAACCGUUUUGUUUAAUAUUUUAUUGGUGCAGUGACCAUUAAAAGUUGUAGUUCAAGUAUGCGAUGGGAACAUUUUUAAGUAUUGGUGUCGGCUAACGAGAAAAGGACGAGUUGCAAGUUUUUAAAUAAAUAAUAGUCUCCAUUUCAACUGGUUGGUAGACGAAUGAGUAGUUUACUGGAGCCUUUUCAAGACAAUUUCAAGAUUGGCAACACCAUUUGCGACUCAAGAACGCAGAACGACGCUCCUUCUCGACUCUGACCAUCAGCCGUCAGUCACGCUCCGCAUCAAGAACCAAGAAAGAAUAUUAUUGACAAUUGGCACUCCCGUUCCUCAUCCUUGUACAACAAAUAAAUAAUUUAAUGAAUGUCAGUCAGUCAGCCAGUCAGUCAGUCGGAUUCGGUAGGCAAAAUUUGCGAUUACGUUUCAAUAUCUGCGUCGUUUUAUGAUUUGUGGAAAAGAGAUCAAGGAAAAUCUUUUAGCAACCAAGCGGUCGCGCGUCCAACGGCAAACGGCUCUUAUAUAAUUGAAUCAAGCUGAUUGGAUUGGUAAACUAUUUUUGCAGAGGAAGAAAAUUUGGGCUUAAUUGACCGGAAGCCCCCACGACGAUAGCAACGCUUUACUUUACCCAAGAACGAAUCACUGCAUUAUUAAGUAAUCAAACAACACCUGUUCCACCGCUGCAAUUGUUGACCGUUGAGGACUAUCGGGUGGAUGAUACAAGUGUUUAUUUUGUGUGUUUAGUAGUUUGAAUUUCUUCACAGAAACAUAUUAUUUUUACUGUCCGAGGAACACCAGCAGUGAACAAAUUCCCAGAGAGGCGGCUUGACUUGUGACCUACAAAAAGGAACCAGAGCGUGGAACAAUUUUUUUCAUUUUAUUUGUACGCAUUCAUGUGUUCAAGUAAAGAAAACUUACCUUGACUCCGCUGCUACUCCCACUGCAAACAUUUCAAACCAUGAAAAGGUGCAUGAAGCAAGGAGAAGCAAUGCAAAACGAGAAACAGGAAACAACGGGAUUGCUUCGGUGAAAAGCAGCGUUGUUUUGUUGUUGUGUACGUAACUUACUUUUCCCAUUUGUGUCGUACCCUUGAGCAAUUUCUGGGUUGGAACCUCUCGUAAAUUUUUACCUUAUCAUCAUCGCACUUGGUUGUGAUAGAGCAUCGAAUUGUGCAAUUAGCUUCUUCACCCACUGACGAAAUCGUCGUGUCUUCUUUUUGUUUCGAACCGACUCAACAACAACGAGUGGACUGUGUUAAACUUUGAAAUCGGAUUAAAAGAGGUAGAAAUUGACUGACCGUGUCUUAGGGUACCCUCAGUUGGUGCAGGUGAACAUAUAUAUUUUAGUUCAUUCUAAAGACUCUUAGACCAUUGGGCAAGACUUGUGAACACAGUCGUAAAAUUAACCUCAUCCAGUCACCAGCAAAUUAUUUACUGUGAUGUCAUGUAAGUUAUAAUCAUUACUUGUGCAAGUUUUGACAACUUUAUACAAAUAAAAACCAUGGCGAGCCACCGUUUGAGUGGGGAUGAACAAACGUUUAUUCGCCAUUAUCCAUCCACCUCCCACCUCGACAAGUACCGGACAGCUCCAAACCCCAAAAUCAAUAAUAACAAAUCAACCGUUCUACUGAACGCUUCGAGCAGCAACUUGAACUUGAUGCCACCUUCAUACAUGCCAAAAACGACAAUGUCCACAUUUGCGAGCCACAAAUCUUCCAAUGCGGACCUCCGAUACCGGGAUGAUCCCAACCCCUACAAAGUGAGUGACAUUGGAGAGUAUCGAAUCAAAGUGCAAGACCCAUUUGUUCCCAAGUCACUUCACAGAAGCCAACAAGUCCUCACUUUCUACAGUGAUGACAACGACUAUCCCUACGCCGUGGGAAAUGGGAGUGAAGGGGAUGCAGAAAACUUUGGGAGGCAGGUCAUGUUUGACAAGUUCGAGACGACGAGCACUGGCACUGGCACGGGCAACAGCGACUUUUACCCAAGUCGUGUCCAGAGAAGUCAAACACUCAAGAGUACGAGUGAAAGUCACAAAAGUGGGAGAAGUCAUCACACUGGGAGAUCUAGUCGCGUGUCUGGUUCUGUAAGUAUUUCCAGCGCGGGGGACGGUGACAUUGAGGUCGAGUGCGAAAUACCUGAGCCUGACUAUGAAGGGUCGACUGCGGGAAGCUCGGAGGACAUUCCACUCCCGAUACCAGACUCGAGCUGCAGUGAGGAGUACUCAUCCGUCUCGGCGGGGUCGGAUCCAGAUCACUACAAUCUUGCGGAGGGUUUAGGACAAAGUCCAUCUCCAGAUAUUCAACAGCAGCAGCAACAGCAAGACCACAGAGCUGAAGGAGGAGCAGACAGUGGUUUGGAUACUCCAACCAAGAUCACAAGUGAGGAGCGAGUCAAGAUAGAGUACGCUUUAAAAGGACGGAAAACCACGGUUUUUGUGGCAGACUCGCUCGCAAACUUGUACGUCAUGAAGAAAUCCGUCGUGGGGUCGAGGUCACAAAGGACUGGAACUUCAGACGACUGGGUCCUCAAAUAUACAGGCGUCCCAGUCCUGCUCCUCGACUCUGGCGAGACCAAAUCCAGGGACAAGCGACAAAUCAAGAUCGUAUUAGCCGAGUUGGGCUCGGGGCUCGCCUUGUGGAAAGAUGUUAUCGAUAACCUGACCAGUUAUAAAGUCAUGGAAGGAUCCAACACUUUCCACUCCUUCCACUUCUCCCUAGACCACUCCAAAGUAAUUGGGUUGAGCUUUGAUGAUGAGGAAAGUGCUGUGAGUUUCUCGGAAAAAGUGGACAAACUUACCUCUGAUUUUGCAAACAUUAGCCUCUCCGGGUCCAAGAAUUCCAAGAAGAAUAAAAAGGAAGCAAAAUCUUCAAAAUCAGCCAAACCUACCAAAUUUGUGAAACCGAAAAAGUCAGAGAUUUCGCAACCUUGUUGUUUCCAUCACGUGUCAUCCCUCAGCUCCAGUGACACGGGUCGUCUCUCAUCUCUACAAAAUUUCAUCCUCAACAGUGACACGGACACGGAGACUUCCGCAUUUUACAGAAGUACUCCAACCCCCAGUGCUUCAGCGUCCUCCGUCUACUCGCCCACCUCGCUCUCCAUCCCAAAGUCCGUCGUCGGGGUGAACAGCAGUGGAUCUGAAAUUUCGUUCUGAUUUCGUUCACACGUUUAGACGAAGCAUAUGCCAUUUUACAAGGUGCAAGUUAAUAUCCCCGUUGUAAAAUAAUUAUAAUAUUUAUGACAGACUGAACAUUUUAAGCAACGAUUUUUUUUCUCCGUUAAAUUAAAUUUAUAAUAAUUCACAAGACAUGCUAAUUCAAUGUGAGGUAUGGAACGAGUGAGGAAUGUGGUGUGUUCUGUAAUUGAACUUGGAUGCAUGCAAGCGUCCAAUUUACUUUAAUCUGUGCCUGCUUUCUUAAGAAUGAUUCUAAGUAAUGUUGUUGCAGUUGUUUUGAUAUUCAUAGAUUGCUGAUGCCGUGUAAAGUUUAGUGAUUAGUAUGUUGUGUGAAACCCCUUAUUGUUCUUGUUACGUCACCAUCGAAUGAAACUGUUUUGAAACUUUUGUUUUUCUAGGAUAAAUAUUUAUGGGAAACAUCACUGGGACAUUCCAACCUAAGAUAUAACAACAUUGAUUAAGUUACGGUGAAGUUAGGCGAGAAGAUGUGUAACUAGUGCAUGUGUCAAAAAAUUAGAAAAAAUUAGACAAUUAGAAAUUCCUAUCAAGUCAAAAAACUUGUAAUAUUUAGUAAAUAAAUUGUAAACUGGGUCAUGUAUGUAACAGUAAAAUAAACGCAAUUUUAAUAUAUUAUUUAUAUCCUAAA